Messenger RNA from Biomphalaria glabrata, 1634 nucleotides. Its product is annotated as endoglucanase A-like. Lineage: Eukaryota; Metazoa; Mollusca; Gastropoda; Planorbidae. Gene Ontology annotation, biological process: carbohydrate metabolic process. The record is from RefSeq and is a predicted model, not a curated record. The transcript is spliced from 8 exons. Gene Ontology annotation, molecular function: hydrolase activity, hydrolyzing O-glycosyl compounds. Bases 209 to 1603 code for a protein of 464 amino acids.
CACUUGUUUGACCUACUUGUUCACCUCACACGAAAGAUAGCUUCUAGAAUCUAAAUGUCCUUACAUAUUGUGGAACGACUUUCCAUUCUCUUGUUUCAAGUAGAACAGUUCUUGUACCUGCUCAACACAAAGUGUAUAUAAACGUGACAGUCAGAUUCCAUUCUAACAUUGACAAACAAAUUUAAACUAAAUCUGUGCAAUAUUUCAAAUGUCACUGAUGGCAUUGCUAUUGGCAGUGGUGACUGUCCUACUGUCAUUAAGUCAAACAGAUGCUGCCAAGGAUUACGCUUCGGCCUUAGGAAAAUCUAUUUUGUUUUACGAUGCCCAAAGGUCCGGCAAACUGCCAAGUAACAACCCGAUCUCUUGGAGAGGUGACUCGGCCCUAGGUGACUGUGUGGUGGGAGGAUGGUACGACGCUGGUGACCAUGUCAAAUUUGGACUUCCGGCCUCAGCAGCUGCCACUGUACUUCUUUGGUCAUUGAAUCGAUUUAAAGAUGGCUACCAGAGGGCCAACCAACUGGACCAGAUGUAUGAUAUGAUCAAGUGGGGGCUGGAUUACUUCCUCAACUCCUGGGACCCUUUCAAGAAAGAAUUCGUAGUGCAGGUUGGUGACGGUACCCUUGACCACGGAUUUUGGGGUCGUCCUGAAGACAUGACCAUGGCCAGACCAUGCCUGAAGGUCAACACUUCUUACCCGGGAAGUGAUAUAGCCGGUGGAACCGCUGCUGCCUUGGCUGCUGGUGCCAUAGCCUUCAAAGCCAAAGGUGAUAACGACUACAGUAAUACCUUGUUGACUGCUGCCGAGAGUCUUUAUUCUUUUGCUAAAACUUACAGGGGUCUCUUCACUGGAUCACAUGGCUUCUAUGAUUCAGACGAUGACCGGGAUGAACUCUGUGAGGCUAGCAUCUGGCUCUACAGGGCUACACAGAAUGGUCAAUAUUUGGAAGACGCUAAAACGUUUGUUGACUUAACUCUGGCCUGGGAUCUCAGCUGGUUAAGUAAAAAACCCUCCUGUCAGUUGUACCUGUUUGAAGAGACCCAGUCCAACCAGUACAAAACUGCUAUUCAGAACUAUUUCAACAGCUGGCUUCCUGGGGGUACCGUCACUUACACACCAUGCGGUCUGGCCUGGAGAAGCAAGUGGGGCUCUAACAGAGAAGCUGCCAACACUGCCUUUUUAGCGCUAGCUGCUGCUGAGUCUGGCAUUUUCCCAGACAGACUGAGGAAGUGGGCCGUGGAGCAGAUCAACUUUAUCCUUGGCGACAACAAUCACGACGGCGGCUGCUUCAGCUAUCAGAUUGGCUACGGAACAAAGUACCCCACCCACCCCCACCAUCGAGGCGCCUCUUGCCCUAACAAACCGGCUCCUUGUGGCUUUGAAAAUCUCCAUGCUACUACACCUAGCCCUCAAGUUCUCGUUGGCGCCAUUGUUGGGGGUCCAGAAGCGGAUGACUCAUAUGCAGACAAUAGAGAGGACUAUGUUCUGAAUGAGGUAGCACUAGACUAUAAUGCUGGGUUCCAAGGUGCUCUUGCUGGCAUUGUUCAUCUUCAGGCUAAAAAUAUUUUGCCAGCAACAAAUAACAAAUGUCCAUGUACAAAUUAAAUAAAUAAAUGCUUAUUUUCUAAUUGUUUUA